This is a messenger RNA of Periconia digitata, 657 nucleotides long. Lineage: Eukaryota; Fungi; Ascomycota; Dothideomycetes; Pleosporales; Periconiaceae. The record is from the annotation of a GenBank genome assembly.
UCUGCGUACGUGCCAUGGCUCUUAGAUUUAGCUCCCGCAGUGGGUGAAACCCGCCCCAGAUUAUUGCCAUUACUAUUACUGAGCGCUAACAUAUUACGGCAAAGUUCAACCUUAAAAGCCCUUCCAAGCCUAUGCAGUUGCCAUACUCAUUUUCGAACUUUUGACAUCCACAACAUAGCUCCAACUCAUAACAUUCGACUAAGUCUACUUCAUGAGCUUUCGCAGAAUACUGAAAGAUCCCAGCGUUGCUUCGUCGUUUCUCCUAACAUGCGGGAGCCCGAGCUCAAGCUCACGAUAAUCUUCUCCUAGGUUCCCGUUCGAAAUAUCAUGGUUCGACUGACGGAUUAUUCAGCAAGCUUUCGAUUUCGAGCCGGCAAUCUACCAUCGCCACCGUAUAUUAAGGAACUCGGGGACGAAGGGAGAGAGCUAGUCAUAUCUACUCGGCAGCUUUGUGAAUACCUUGACGCGGCGGAGACCAUGGUGAGAGGCGUGGAAUUACUUGGCGAGCAUGCUCUUCCCCCAGAAAUCAAGAAGAGAAAAAGAUCGGAAACUCCUCCAGAAGAGAUCAACUCAAGCGAUGAAGCAAGAUACGUUGAGCAAGAAGAGAGGGCCGCGAAGCGUAUAGCGGAAAGCGAUAGUGAUUACGGGAUUACAUGA